AUGUCGAAUUGCAGGAAUCGCCGGCCCAGUCACGGGGCCUCCAGAAACACGCAAACUCUCACACUCACAUCUCCACCACCACCACCACCCCCCAUCGAGUCAGACGAGCGGGGCGAGGUCGUUGGAACGCAUGGAUCUCACCCACGAGAACGAAGCUCUUGGGAUGAAGAAGACGAAGAAGACGACGAUGAAGACGAAGAAGACGACGAUGAAGACGAAGAAGACGACGAUGAAGACGAAGAAGACGACGAUGAAGACGAAGAAGACGACGAUGAAGACGAUGAAGACGAAGCUCGUAGAGUCUUGAUUUUUGUAUUUGACUCCAUCGCUACGGCGUGGUGGCGAUUCGAUCGGAGUCGCACGCCCCCGUCGUCGGUGGGAAGAAGAGAAAGAGGAAGGAGGAAGAGGAGGUAG
Molecule: messenger RNA, 414 nt
Organism: Physcomitrium patens
Lineage: Eukaryota; Viridiplantae; Streptophyta; Bryopsida; Funariales; Funariaceae
Source: RefSeq, a predicted model, not a curated record